Molecule: messenger RNA, 1488 nt
Organism: Ipomoea triloba (trilobed morning glory)
Lineage: Eukaryota; Viridiplantae; Streptophyta; Magnoliopsida; Solanales; Convolvulaceae
Product: fructose-bisphosphate aldolase 6, cytosolic-like
Exons: 4
Coding region: 51-1130 (359 amino acids)
Biological process (GO): fructose 1,6-bisphosphate metabolic process; glycolytic process
Cellular component (GO): cytosol
Molecular function (GO): fructose-bisphosphate aldolase activity
Source: RefSeq, a predicted model, not a curated record
CUGUUCUUCUCUCCCAUUCUUCACUUUAUCUUUCCAACAACACCAUCACAAUGUCCUGCUACAAAGGAAAAUAUGCUGAUGAGCUCAUUGCUAAUGCAACCUACAUUGGUACACCGGGAAAGGGUAUUCUCGCCGCCGACGAGUCCACCGGCACGAUCGGGAAGCGUUUGCAGAGCAUCAACACUGAGAAUAAUGAAGCCAACAGGAGGACUCUCCGGGAGCUGCUCUUCACCACUCCCGGUGCUCUUCAGUACCUCAGCGGCGUCAUCAUGUUCGAGGAAACCUUGUACCAGUCCACCUCUUCCGGAAAGAAAUUUGUUGAUCUCCUGAAGGAAGGCAAGGUGCUUCCUGGAAUCAAGGUUGACAGCGGCACCGUAGAGCUCCCCGGAACCAAUGGCGAGACAACCACCCAGGGUCUCGACGGGCUAGCCCAACGGUGCCAGAAGUACUACGAGGCCGGAGCACGGUUUGCGAAAUGGCGAGCGGUUCUCAAGAUCGGCACCACCGAGCCAACUCAGCUCGCCAUCAACGAGAACGCCAACGGCCUAGCGCGCUACGCCAUAAUCUGCCAGCAAAACGGCCUGGUCCCGAUCGUCGAGCCGGAGAUCCUCGUCGACGGGCCCCACGACAUCGACAGAUGCGCCGACGUCUCCGAGCGCGUCCUCGCCGCCUGCUACAAGGCCCUCAACGACCACCACGUCCUCCUCGAAGGCACCCUCUUGAAGCCCAACAUGGUGACGCCGGGGUCCGAUUGCAAGACGAGGGCUAAGCCGGAGGUGAUUGCCGAGUACACGGUGCGGGCGUUGCAGCGCACCAUGCCGGCGGCCGUCCCGGCCGUGGUUUUCCUGUCGGGCGGGCAGAGCGAGGAGGAGGCGACGGUGAACCUGAACGCCAUGAACAAGCUGAAGACUAAGAAGCCAUGGAGCCUCACGUUCUCCUAUGGCCGCGCUCUGCAACAGAGCACGCUCAAGGCUUGGGGUGGGAAGCAGGAGAACUACAAGGCGGCGCAGGAUGUUUUCCUGGCCAGAUGCAAAGCUAACUCCGAGGCCACCCUCGGAACUUAUGCCGGCUCCGCUAACCUCGCCGAGGGCGCUUCCGAGAGCCUCCAUGAGAAGGAUUAUAAGUACUAAAACUAAGCUAAACAUGGCUUGGCAUCUUGGUUUGGAGGACAUGUGUGUGUUUUUUUGUUUUAAUUUUUUAUUUUCUUUUUCUUUAUAGCAUUUGGUAUCUCAGUAUCUGAGACUAAGGCUAGGGUUGCAAACGAGCCUAGCCGAGCUCGAGUCUGAGACUAAUUCCGAAUAAGCAUGAGAGUGUUUAUUACUAUUUAGGAUUUCUCUUUAAGUUUAUACCCAACACACCCCAUCCAACCCCCACCCCCACCCCAUCUUGUUAGUUUUCAAUAAAUCUUGAAUAACAUUGAAAUUUUGUAUGGAAUUCAAUGGCUUUUUUUAAUGAGAUUAUGAAUUUAAGUUGAAUUUAGAUUUUGUA